CUCAAUUAAUCUUAUCAAUUAACCAUGAAUAUAAAAUUAAUUAGUACCAUAAAUAUAGGGUGGUUAUCAUCACACACUCCUCUCAAAUUUUUACCAUCAAAUCAAAUAAAUUGAAAAAUAUAGUAUAACUCUCUUUCCCCCUCUCUCCUCUAACCCCCAAGAUUUGUUCAAAAUACGAGUUUUUGUUUCUCCGAAUCUCUUCCAAUGGAUCUCCAACAAUCUCAUCAACCUCAGAAGCUCCAAAAUUUCCCCUUUUCAUUUCUAAUCAGAACAGAACUUCGUUACGCAAUCUCUUUCUUCCUUCUCCUAGUUUCUUCCUUGUUUAUUCUCAGUCUCGUAACCCCAUUCGACUCUCAGUUUCUAUCCGAUCAUUUGAGUUUCUUAUCCCAAAUCCUACCAAAAAAUAAUCACAAGUUGCCUCCAGGAACUUGUGAUUAUUCCUACGGCAGAUGGGUCCGCGACAAGACUCAUCCGCUUCAGUCCUACACCGAGAACUGCCCGUUUCUGGACCCUGGCUUCAGGUGCAGCCAGAGUGGUCGAAAAGAUGAAGGUUAUCGGAGAUGGCGGUGGCAACCGGCUGGCUGUGAUGUUUUGAGAUUUAACGCAAGCGACUUCUUGGAAAGAAGCAGAAACGGACGGAUAGUGUUUGCCGGUGACUCCAUCGGAAGGAACCAGUGGGAAUCCAUGCUAUGCAUGCUUGCAGAAGGGGCGUCCAACAAGUCCAGAAUCUAUGAAGUGAAUGGGAACCCCAUAACAAAACACAAGGGUUUUCUGUCGAUGCGGUUCCAGGACUACAACCUCACAGUUGAAUAUUAUAGGGCACCCUUCCUUGUGGUUGUAGGACACCCACCCAAAAAUUCACCAAACCAGGUCAGGACCACAGUUAAGCUCGAUCAAUUCCAUUGGUACUCCAAACGCUGGGUUGGAGCAGAUGUUCUAGUUUUCAGUGCAGGGCACUGGUGGAACGAAGGCAAAACAGCAAAGAUGGGCUGCUACUUUGAGGAAGACGGCAAAGUGAAUUUGACAAUGGGAGCGAUGGAAGCAUUCAGGAGGUCUAUACAAACCUGGAAAUCUUGGGUGCUCAAGAAUUUAGACCCUCGAAGGACUCGGGUUUUCUUCCGAAGCUUCUCUCCGGUGCAUUACAGGAACGGCACAUGGAAUGAAGGUUGUGGGUGUGAUACCUAUUCGGAGCCAGAAACAGACUACAAAAAUCUUGCAGCUGACCCAGUGAAUAAUCUCUACAUUUCUGAAUCAAUCAAACAGUUGGAAUAUGAAAACUGGAAGGUCCAGUUCUUAAACAUCACGUAUCUAACAGACCUCAGGAAGGAUGGUCACCCCUCAAAGUAUCGUGAGCCAGGAACUCCGGCUGAUGCUCCACAAGACUGCAGCCACUGGUGCUUACCCGGAGUGCCUGACACAUGGAAUGAACUUAUUUACGCUACUCUACUGGCAAAAGGAUUCAGAACCAAGUAA
Molecule: messenger RNA, 1473 nt
Organism: Pyrus x bretschneideri (Chinese white pear)
Lineage: Eukaryota; Viridiplantae; Streptophyta; Magnoliopsida; Rosales; Rosaceae
Product: protein trichome birefringence-like 8
Exons: 4
Coding region: 205-1473 (422 amino acids)
Cellular component (GO): Golgi apparatus
Molecular function (GO): O-acetyltransferase activity
Source: RefSeq, a predicted model, not a curated record